This is a messenger RNA of Tympanuchus pallidicinctus (lesser prairie-chicken), 15677 nucleotides long. RefSeq names its product patched domain containing 4 (gene PTCHD4). Gene Ontology annotation, cellular component: membrane. The coding region runs from base 140 to 2680 and encodes 846 amino acids. The record is from RefSeq and is a predicted model, not a curated record. The transcript is spliced from 3 exons. NCBI's taxonomy places the organism in Eukaryota, Metazoa, Chordata, Aves, Galliformes, Phasianidae.
GCUCGCACACACACACCCCAUUGAUCAAUAUUUGGCUGUCUUGCUGCAACUUGCUGCAGUCUUUUAAAGGAGUAGUAGAGAGAGAGAGGGAGAGAGAAAAGGAAACUGACAGGAAGGGGUAAGGAGCUACACAUGUCACAUGUGCUUUCUAAGACGGCCAGGAGCAUCUGCAGGCUGGAUCUGGUGGAGGAUGCUGCGGCAGGUGAUACACAGAGGGCUCCAGUCGUUUUUCUACAAGCUGGGCUUAUUCGUGAGCAGGCAUCCGGUGUUUUUCCUCACUGUGCCCGCAGUCCUGACCAUCAUCUUCGGCUUCAGCCUGCUCAACCGCUUCCAGCCUGACACUGACCUGGAGAGCCUGGUAGCCCCCAGCCACAGCCUGGCCAAGAUCGAGAGGAGCUUAGCCAGCAGCCUGUUCUCCCUCGAUCAAUCCAAAAGCCAGCUGUAUUCGGACUUGCACACCCCGGGGAGGUAUGGCAGGGUGAUUCUCCUCUCCAAACCCGGAGGCAAUAUUUUGCAUCAGGCUGAUGUGAUCCUGCAGAUCCACCGAGCCGUGCUGGAAAUGAAGGAUGGAAGGAGCAGUUUUAUUGGCCACCAGCUUGGAGGGGUCAUGGAAGUGCCCAACAGCAAGGACCAGAGAGUCAAAUCAGCCAGAGCCAUCCAAAUCACUUACUACCUCCAAACGUAUGGCUCUGUCACCCAGGACCUCAUUGGGGAGAAGUGGGAGAGUGAAUUCUGUAAACUGAUGCACAAGAUGCAGCUGGAUCACCAAGAUCUGCAGCUCUACUCGCUGGCGUCCUUCAGCCUCUGGAAGGACUUCCACCAGACCAGUCUCUUGGCCAGGGGCAAGAUUUUGGUGAGCCUGAUGCUGAUCCUCCUGACUGCUACCCUCUCGAGCUCCAUGAAGGACUGCCUGCGUAGCAAACCUUUCCUGGGACUCUUGGGAGUACUCACUAUCUGUAUUUCCAGUGUCACUGCGGCAGGGAUAUUUUUCAUUACUGAUGGAAAAUAUAAUUCUACUCUGUUGGGAAUCCCUUUCUUCGCUAUGGGUCAUGGAACCAAAGGAGUAUUUGAACUUCUUUCAGGAUGGCGUCGAACAAGAGAGAAUCUUCCAUUCAAGGACAGAGUAGCAGAUGCCUACUCAGAUGUCAUGGUGUCCUACACAAUGACAAGCUCCUUGUAUUUCAUAGCCUUUGGCAUGGGCGCAAGCCCUUUCACUAACAUUGAAGCUGUAAAAGUCUUCUGCCAGAACAUGUGUGUCUCCAUCCUGUUGAACUACUUCUAUAUCUUCUCAUUCUUUGGCUCCUGCCUGGUCUUUGCUGGCCAGUUGGAGCAGAACCGUUAUCACAGUAUCUUCUGCUGUAAAAUCCCUUCAGCAGAAUACCUGGACCGAAAGCCUGUGUGGUUCCAGACCAUGAUGAAUGAUGGUCAUCAACAUUCUUCUCAUCAUGAGACCAACCCAUACCAGCAUCACUUUAUCCAGCAUUUCCUCCGAGAGCAUUACAAUGAGUGGAUUACCAACAUCUACGUCAAGCCUUUUGUGGUGAUACUGUAUCUCAUCUAUGCCUCUUUCUCCUUUAUGGGGUGCUUACAGAUUAAUGAUGGAGCCAACAUUAUUAACCUUCUUGCCAGUGAGUCUCCAAGCGUCUCCUAUGCCCUCAUUCAGCAAAAGUACUUCAGCAACUACAGCCCGGUGAUAGGAUUCUAUAUUUAUGAACCUCUGGAGUACUGGAAUGGCACUGUGCAAGAAGACCUAAAAACACUGAGCCAAGGGUUCAACACAGUGUCCUGGAUCGAGCAGUAUUACCAGUUCCUUCGAGUGGGCAACAUCAGUGCAACUAACAAAAGUGACUUUAUCAGUAUCCUCCAGAGCUCCUUUUUAAAAAAGCCAGAAUUCCAGCACUUCAAAAAUGACAUCAUAUUCUCUAAAGCUGGAGAUGAGAAUAACAUAAUAGCUUCUCGUCUGUACCUGGUGGCCAGGACUAGUGAAAACACACAGAGGGAGGCAGUGGAAUUACUGGAGAAACUGAGACCACUCUCUCUUAUACAGAGCAUCAAGUUCAUAGUGUUCAACCCUACCUUUGUUUUCAUGGACCACUAUGGUUUAUCAGUAACUAUGCCUGUCCUGAUUUCUGGUUUUGGCAUCCUGCUGGUGUUAAUACUGACCUUUUUCCUGGUUAUCCAUCCUCUGGGAAAUUUCUGGUUAAUUCUCAGCGUCACCUCAAUAGAGCUGGGCGUCCUUGGCUUGAUGACCUUAUGGAAUGUAGACAUGGAUUGCAUUUCUAUACUGUGCCUUAUCUACACCUUGAAUUUUGCCAUAGACCACUGUGCACCCCUGCUUUAUACAUUUGUACUAGCUACUGAGCACACCCGAACUCAAUGUAUAAAGAACUCCCUCCAAGAGCAUGGGACAGCCAUUUUGCAGAACGUUUCUUCUUUUCUUAUUGGGUUGGUCCCCCUUCUCUUUGUGCCUUCAAACUUGACCUUCACACUGUUCAAAUGCUUGCUGCUUGCCGGCAGUUGCACACUUCUGCACUGUUUUGUUAUUUUGCCCGUCUUUCUAACCUUUUUCCCACCUUCCAAAAAGCACCACAAAAAAAAGAAACGAGCCAAAAGGAAGGAACGAGAAGAGAUCGAAUGCAUAGAGAUUCAGGAGAAUCCUGAUCACGUGACAGCGGUCUGAAAGGCGCAGAAAAAAUAAGAAUAUUUUCUCUUUUUAAAAAAAGUGUUGCACAGAGAUGCAGGGAAAAUAGAGCAAAGAUCUCAGCUGCUUGUGCUGGCCAGGUCUGACAAGGCAAAGGAAGAUCAAGAAGGGGUAUUCAUGACACAUCAAGGUGCAAACUGUUUUUAACAAAAAUAAUGAAAGUGAAAACAACCACAGAUAUUUCCUUUGAAUUCUCAUUCUCCACCAGGGAAGAGUUUAUUGGCCAUUAAAUGUUUCUGAGUAUCAAACUGUAGCUCUAACGGGAAUUGCUUGAUCUGUCAUACUUAAGACUGAAGCAAAGGUGGAAAAAAAAGUUACCAUUAAGUAAACAGUAGGGGAAAAAGAGAAUACUUUGAUAAAAUUGCCCAGAGCAAAACAAAACAGAACAAAACAAAGAAAAACAAAAAGCAUUUCAAGCGAGAAAAGGGAACAAAACCUAAAAAUGUCAUGGUAUUGUUCCUUUUCUUGAGCAAGUAAAGAUAAAACCUAUGCACUUGGGAAGUAGGUGUUUAAAUCAGCCUAAGCCAAAGUACUUCCCAAUUUCAGUAUACCAUGUAUAUCUAUAACAUCACAGUUACAGUUAAUGUGAAUUUCAAUGGCAAAGCUGAACUGCCAAGGGAGAGAAAUCCUGUUCAUAUAGGAGAAGAAAUUGCAGUAGGUCAUUUGGAAAUGCAAUGUUUAGUUUCUUUAAAAGUGACAGAUGACAUUUAUCCCAAGUGGUCACAACUGGCAGUUGCCUCCAUACCUGCACUUGGGUAUUUCUGAAUUGCAAAAUUCCCCUUGAAGUAACAGAUGCCACGAAACCAACCCAGGCCAUUACCACUGCAGCAAUGCUUGCAGUUCCUGCCGUGUAACACUUUGAAUCCUCAUUUAUCAGUGUUGACAUGAGAUACUGAAUAUUAAUCAAGUCGGUGCUUUAAAUGUAAUGAUGGAUUGCAUAUCACAGACACAAUGUGACUGUGUUACAGCUGAGUCAGCUCUGGAGCACCCACACAGUACUAUCAUUAUGUAUUUGGUCCAACAGACAAAGGGGUAUGUUUGAUGAUCCCUGCAAUAUGCUGCAGGAAGUGGGAUUUUCCCCUUCUUUAAGCAGAACAUCAGUCAAACAUUUGCUAUAUUAGAUUAAAUAACAACGAUUAUGAAAAUCCUUGGGGUUUUCAUAGGACUGAAGAAACUCCCAGUUGUAAAAAGACAGAUCAGUCCCCCAAGGGAAGGGGAGGGGAGGGAGGAAUGUCUUUAUUAUUAUUCCUAAAUAUUUGAGUGCCGAUUGUCUGCAAUACAAAGCUUUGUUCUGGCAGUUGAAAUCUCACAAAAGAAUGUGGUAAAUCCACAGUAACUACAUGAUGAUGGAAAUUAUACUGUAAAGAACCGUGAAUGACUGUCUCUGCUUUGUAAACUAUACAGUUUAGUAACCCAAGAGAAGGGAUGAAAACUAAUCUAGCCAUUUCAGUUUGCUCUUGGCCCAGUCCUCCACUGGAGCUUGCCAUCUCCAUCUUCUCUUCCAGUACUUUAAAAGGGCUUGCUUUCUACUCUCUGGAAUAUGGUAUAGCAUCACCUACAUGAGCAAUGUCUUCCUGAAUAUAUAGUAUCCGUGAGGACACUAUGUAAAGAUAUCACUGUAUGGAGUGUUUGUGUCUGCUUUGUAUUACUUGUGGGUACAUUUAAAGAUGUCUGGAAGCCAUUUGCCUUCCGCAAUGUGUAUUCGUGUUUGUUCGUGGAUGGUCAACUGAGUCUGCAGAGUUUGCUGAUGAGGGUUUGUACAUGCAUUUCUCUAAAAAGCUCUCUGCAAAUUGAUCCUUUGUUCUGUGACAUCUCCCACCUCUUCCUACUGUUUCAUUGUUGGGGAGAGCCAGAGGAAAUUCACCUGCAGCACAAAAAGCCAUUGCAGAUCUAAUGCUCGUCAGCUGUUUCUGUUUUUAAGAUAUGCAGUUUUUCCUCUUCUCUGUCCUUUCUGUAUUUUGCCAUUUCCAUUUGCCAAAAAAAUGACCUCUGUGUUAUAAGAGUGGUCAGAGUUCUUGAUUGUUCGAGGGACCUUUUGUGUGCAACAAGUUUUAGGGAAAGAUACAUUUUCUAGACAGGCAAAGCUUCCAAAGUUUGAAUCCAGAUCUAAACUUCAGGUAUAUCUAGAUCAAGGUUAUUGGUUUGACCCGAGAUAUUGAAAGAGUCAGCUGCAAAACUAAGAUCUAGAUAUUUCAGUAAGAUUUAGGAGCGGGGGAUGUUUCAAUGUUGAGGUAUGGCUCAUAGGCAUCCCUUGUUGGGAAGAACUUACUGACUUUGAUCUGCAUCUCAAAGACAUUGUGCAAUAUCCAUCCUUUUUAGGUUCUGAAUGCCAAGUUUUCCGUGGCUCUUCUAAGGUUUCCUCCACUGUCUAUACAAAAUCUGACUAUUAUAGCACAACUGUGAGCCCUGGGUAUCACUUCUGGAGAUGUCCUUUUUCUCACCUGCCCCAUGCAUCACAAUGGCCUUCUCUGGUUCCACACAGAUGUAUCCUGAGAAUCUCUGCUGAGUAUUGUAUUGAAGGAAGUAGCGUUUUCCAAAGCCAUCAAAGCAGGGAUUCAUCUCAUCUAACAUUGGAUGUUGACUGCUGAAGAUAUUAUUAACUGAGCUUCUUUUGUGGUCAUAAUAGAGAGACAGGCAGCUGUGACCCAUUUUACAGCUGUGCGUGAAUCACACCUCUAAAAUGCCUGUUUCUACCCACUGGUGAUAAAGGAAGCUCUGAGUGUUUACUUCAAGCACAUCAGCAAUGCCAGCUCAUCCAAGUUUGGUGAGAUUAACCCCACUUAAAGUGUUCAAAUACCAAGUGAAAGAGAACAGAAAAAGGCCUUAGAGUCUUGUCUCCCAAGCAUCUAUUUUAGGGAUAAUUCCCUGGUGUAACUCAGCUCAAAGUCUGCGAUUGGAUAUGAGGACUUCAUGCAGAACAGAGCUUAUAAAUUUGCUGCUGGAAUUUGCUGCAGAGAUUGGUGAGCCAAGAUGUCAAUGCUGAGGACGUGCUCACACGUGGUGGUCGCAAUAUCAUGCGUGUGCAGCAGCACCUGUAUACAGCAGGCACAAAACAUGCAGAUUACACCCUUUAAAAAGGAGGUUUUGAUUUUGAAGGUAACGCAGGAGUAGAGCACAAAACAAACAGACCCUUCACUGAUGUCAUUUUGUUAUUUUAUCUAUCAGUCCUUUUGCAGGAAAGAACAUUGCCGCUGCUACUUAUGCAGAUAUAUCACUCUCUAUGGACUCAGAAAAACUUCUCAAGCGAGAAAAGAUAUCAUUUUCUUCUUUAAUUCAGUCAUAUGAGAGCAAUUUUGGGGCGGAAAGAACGUACUUAUUAAUGUCUUCCCAUUCUUUUUGUUCUUCUUGCGAUGCUUUUGAAUAUUUUCUACCCUCUUCUGCACCCACACAGCACCUGUUCAGCUGAACUGGAGCUGCAUAAGCAACAGUGAAGACAGGACGUAGUGCACAUACCCAAGCAGGAUGACACUCUGAUCCAAGCUAGGUAUUGGAUCUUCUUUAUAACCUUCUUACCAUUUACAGUAGGUCCCUGGGGUAUUGCACAUAUUCCAUUAACGUCUGUUUCUAGACAUAGUCUACAUAAGCUGGUAAGGACCCUGCGUGCAUUUUCCUACUGGGUUUGAUUUCAUUCCCCCAAUCUGUUGAAGUCAACAGAUUUAUUGCCAAAAUAUAUCUGGCUCUGCAUGCUUUUUAGCCAGUAAGAAAUGAAACCACAACAAAUGGACGUCUUCAUUGUUGAUAUGCUUGUUGAAUAUAUCUGCCUAUACUAUACAGCCAUUGUUGCAUGCUGUGUUCAGGAAGCUGAAGUGGAGGUGUCCUGUGUAAUUUUUUCCAUUACACUUUUCCAUGCAAGUAGUUCUAACUGUAAUUUACGCCUCUGUCUUCUUUGUAAGAAUUAGGGCUUCACCUCUGUAGUUCAGUACUUGAAGUUUCAUAAAUUUAUUGCCUAACAAAGUGACAAAUUUUUAUGAUCAGGAUAGGUACAAAUGCAUGGCACCUUGCAUGUAUAGUUUAAAGAGAUUGUCUUCUAAACUGUCAUUCUCAGCUUUUUAUUUCAGAAGAUUCCUAAGCAGGAUGGAUGAAACUUGCCAUGCUAAUAUCUUGCUGAGCUAACUUAAGCAACUUUAGGUUUGAAUUUUUCUGCAGCAAGAUGGAAAGUCUGGGGGGGAAGAAGAAAUAUGAAGUAAAAUAAUUGUAUAAUCAGUAUUCCCUUUUUUCCCAAAAGGCUCUCACUGUUCUGCUCUUAAUUAAGUCACACUGAGUAGUGACUCUAGCUUAAUUAAGAUUUAUUUCAAUAGAGUUAUUCCACAUUUCACUAUGACAAGAGCUUGGCUUAUUGUCUUUAUGGAAGCACCAUGCUAAGUCUCCUUGGUUUUUAUUUAUUUAUUUAUUUAUUUUGGUAAUUAUGAAUUUUAAUCAGUUCUUUUUCAUUGCAACACUAGGUUUUUGAGUACUUCAAGCCCUCAUUUGAUGUUCUGGGAAACACUAAGAGGAAGCAAAGUUAAGCAAUUAGGGAACAAGUGAUGUGUUGGUGUUAUGGAGCAGGGAUACUUUGUGAAGGGGCAGCGUAUCCUCCACAAAGGCUCCAAACACAGAAUGAUGUUAGGGCUGUCUCAAGGAAUGUUCUAGAUUAAAGUGAAAGUUCCAGAUUAAAGUGAAAUGGAAACUAAGUGGAGCAAGUGGUGUGGAGGAUGAAGUAAUCAAGCAAUAGUCAGGAUUUUGAUUCAUGGUUUGUAACAUCUUACCCAAGCAAGGAGGCAUUUGAACAGGAAUGAAACUGGAUAUGGAAAGCAGCUCAUCCAUCAACCAGAAUGCUUCAUUGCACCGUAAACUUGCAUAAAAGAACACCACAGACCAAGCACACCUCAAUAUGAGUCACUCCAAAACCUGUUUUCUUCUUGGAGCAAGGAAGGAAUCCCAUCUUGGGUUUCACACACCUGUGGGAAGGAAAUUCAAAGCUUCGGUGGCGUUCUGUGAGAGAUCCCCACUUCUCAUGCCAUAGCCCCACACAUCAUCCCAACUGCCUGGCACUGGAGAGAUGCAACUUCUGAUCAUAUUAGUCAGGCAGAAGCAAGAUCUUGGUAAGAUUUUCCUCUUAAUCCACAGGGCUUUCUUCUUUCUAUCUCCUUCACUGCUUAAAAGCAAAUGAUCUGUUGUGAAAUUUGGAUGCUCAUCUGUGUCAGUGUGUAACGUUGCUGCUUAACCAUGGCUUGAUGUGGGCUGUGGGUUUUCAGACAAAACAGAGGGAUCUGAUAUCCUUUCAGCAGUCAAAAGCCUGCUGAAAUAAAGGAAGUGUGAAGCAGUUUAGAACUUUCCUUGCUUUCCCUGUCUCCUAUCAGCCAUACCAACAUGUUCACACUAUUCUCAUUUUCAUCAUGCUUCCUCAUUAAAAAAAGUAAAGUUUCUCCUUCUCACUCCCUCAGGCUAUCUUCCCUUUGCAGCUCAACUUAUUUUGUACUUUAAUCAUCUAUGUACACUCUUAACCUCUUCAAAAUUUUUCUUUUUAACUUCUUCUUGAAAAAACUGAAUGUGCAACCCUGUUGAAAUAACUGGAGGAUGCUCGGAUGCAUCAAAGCACUGGGUCUGGUACAGACCUAGUUAAUUAAUAACAGUACCCAAAUAGCUCAAAACAUUCUUCAAACAGAAUAUUGUCUGUAAGAAAGCUCAGAAAAUAAUUAGGAUUAAUUUUUCAUUUUUCUGCACUUUUUAUCUCAUAAACUUCUACUCUUUGUAUUCUUUUCACUGAAGGAAUUUUGUUUUCAGCGCUCCUUUAUCUUAAAAGGCCUAGCUUUUCUUUGGUUCUGUCUCAGAAACAGAGCUAAAUGGAUAUUUGUUCAUGCCCUGAAAAAGAAAAUACUCUCCCUGCUGGGAGCAUUUUGUGCCAAGUUUCUGUUCAGAGCACAUUUUCCAGGCUGAAUUAUACAAGGCUCUGGAAGCAAGUCCUUCCAGUGGAAAUGCUGAUACAGCCGCACUAGAAAAAAUUAAUGGUACUUCAACAGUAUGCUGCUUAACUUCAGCCUCAGUGCAUCAGCCUGCUGGGUACUGCAGGCAGUGCUUCUAACACAGAUUGAUAACGGUGUCACCAUGACCUGCAGCAGCAGCACCUCGGCUGUGCCAGCGGCGCGGUGCUCCUCGGCACACACCCGAUUCCGCCCCGUUUAUGUACUAAAAUCCUGAAGGCAUUAGCACAGCUUCUGCUGGAGAAGGAUGUAUUCCAGGAGAAGGCAGUGUGGCAGCCCCUUGCUGCAGACCUGCUUCACAGCCCAGGCGCUGUGGGGUUUUGCACUGGGUUCCUAAGGAACAAGAGCAUCAUUUUUGAGUCAAUAAGCCACUUGAGAACAAAUCAUGGAAUCAUUUAUAUUCAGUUACAGAUACAAUUUCUUUAUGUGACAGUUUGAACAGGAAUGUCAGCGUAUGAAGAGUCUCCAUGAGUAGAGGAAUCUUGGUCCAAACAUGUAAUACUUUUAUAUGUUUCUAUUGCAGUUCUGGCAUAAUGCAUCUUUGAUCUUAUUUCGUUCCAUCAGAAAGGACUAGACUUUGCACACUUGUUGUACCGAAGACAAACCCACAUCUACACCAGGUCCUAAAAGCCAGAAGCAGCCUUUCUCUGGGGGACGCCCCACUGGUUUCAGAUCCGUGCUGCAGCUGCUGCUGCUUCUGGCAGCAGAGAGGUUGGCACAUUCAUAUUCAGAGAUGUGUAUGCACAGAUAUCAAACCUGUGGGAUUUGUGGGACGUGUGAUUUUGUUUUAUCUCUAUAAAGAAUAACAGUGAUGUUUCAAGAUCUAUUCUGCAACCAGACAGCUUUCCAUCAUGAGAUAGAAAAGCAGAGGUGCCUGCUCCUGGGAUAGCUUCAGACAGGGAUUGUCCAGCUGUGCAGGACCCAGCAGUGACUGCAUCUGGGUCUGCCUGAGAGCUGGAUCUCUUCUGACUCCUCAGAAAGCCACGUGUAUAAAACAAUUCUCUGCUGACCUCAGUCAUAGAAUCAUCGAAUCAUCAUAGAAUCCCAGCAUGGCCUGGGUUGCAAAGGCCCACAGCGCUCCUCCAGUCCCAGCCCCCUGCUGUGUGCAGGUCACCAACCAGCAGCCCAGGCUGCCCAGAGCCACAUCCAGCCUGGCCUUGAAUGCCUGCAGGGAUGGGGCAUCCACAGCCUCCUUGGGCAACCUGUGCCAGUGCCUCACCACCCUCUGAGUCCUGGGUGUGAGGGAGGAACAGAAUCCCAGAAGUUAAGGCUCAGUCCCUUAGCUGGGGGAAUUGCCUUGAGAGGUGGUUCCAGGCUAUGGCAUGACACAGGAAUUCAUCUUCAAGCCCAUCCAAUCUCCAGGGAAGUCUGACCUGGAAAGCUGACUCUUCCCUGGCAGUUUCCAGGGAUGCUCUGGGCACUGCCAUGUCCCACAGCCCUCUCCCACCAGACUGUCUGCUUGCAGUUACCUAUUUUUCAGAUCAUAGAACAGCCCAGCAGCAUCGACACUGGCACACACUGACAUGCCAGCCUCCACCAGGGUCUGAGAGCACCCCCUGCCAAUGCUUGGUGUAGUAGCAAAGCUAUAGCUUUAGAGCUGGAUGCUGCCUAUACAGUACUGGAGUUUUACUUGUGAAGAUCUUAAUCUGGCAUAGCACUCAGCUAAAUGGCUUCGUUUAAUCAAAUUCUUAAGUCUCGUGGACUGAGUCAUCUUUGGAGUUAAGCAUGUGUUUAAGUACCGAGCUAAAUAAGGAUGCUCUUAUCUCUGCUUCCAUUUAAAUAUGAGCUGAGUAGAAAAAGAGACCUUAAAAGAAAAGGCCUUUCUUCCAUAACAUACUAAAUCCUACAAUUACAGUAUCAGUUUCACAAUAUAUAGGAAGACUAUGCCAAGAACAUAUAUUUUUCAGGGUUCCAAUUUCCCUGAUGUGAGACAUCUCAGGGACAUUUUAGUGAUUUGUUAGAGUCAUAAAAGGCAGGCAAGAACAAAGCCUUGCUGAGCACUUUUCUUGGAAAAAUAACAAGAAGAUAUUUGACUCGGAAUGAGAAUAUGGUAUUUUAUGAUGUUAAAGCUCAUUUUUAAAAGAAAAAAAAAUGAAACUUUCAUUUAAUGUCAUUCAUUAUUUCUUUCAAGUGACAUUCUGGAGAAGUGCCGGAUGAGCCUCUAUUACAGAUCAGAGAGGAAUUGCUUGAUGAAGUUGAAGCCAGCUUUGUCAGUAAAAAGAAAAACUGGCUUUGUGCCCAGUGUAGAACUUGUCAUGGCAUCAUCUGUUGCUUUCUAAUUCAACUAAAUGAAUGGUGACAUGAAUGGAACAGAAGUGGAAAGUAAUACCGUACAAACCCUUGGGCUGCACAGGGUAAGGGACACCUGUGUACAUCUGGAAGAGAGACCAGGUCCCCAUUCCUGCAAAAGCAGAUACUACUGCCAAGCCACAAACACUGGGAAUAACCCCUCUGGCUUCAGUAAAGUCAUCAGGAUCUAUGAAGGUAUUCAUAUAAGCCUUUUACGGGCUGAUAAGAGACAAGCAGAUAUUCUCAUCUUAAAAGGGUAUUUCUUCCACCUCAAAUGGUUCAGUGUAACUCUGCUGUUUCUUAAGAAAUCAAAAGCUUUCAAAAACCCUAAAAUGUCAAGCUCAAUAGCAGCAUAGGCUCCAUAAAUGUAUAAGAGUCCAAUGACAAAUGGUAUCUCUCCAGGAAACGAGUCUUUCCCUGAGAUGUCUGCAGCCAACCUGUUAGGGAAGGGUCCAACCACAGCAAAGGGAAAUAGUGGAAUGCAUCCAUCCUAGAUCAGGCACACUCAGAGCAGACAGCCUGGUUGUUAGGGCCAGAAGUGGGCACUGCAUGGCUCCUUUAGCAGGAGGCCAUGUGGACAUCCAGCAGCAGCUCCUGGUGAGCAGCCCAGGGUGGGUGGUGGAUACACACCUGCUGUGGUGCCAGGUUCAUCCCUGCGUUCACAGAAAGUGCAGUGAAGAUGGUGACAAACCUUCCGAGACGAUGGGCAACGAUCAGUUCAAGUGUUGGCUGUGCCUGGGGGAGGGCUUCUUUACCAGGUGGUGGGGGCUCUGGGAUGGGAGCUGGAUGGACAGAACAUGGCAAGUCAGUGGUUGUGAGCAGCCAGGUGUAGUGCAGGGCGAGAAUGCCAAACUGGCUGAUUAGGCCAGAGCUGCAGGGGCAGAUGAAGGGCAUUUCUUCCAAACGUUAUUUACGUCCAUUUACACUCUAAUUAAAUGUCAUGUUUGUUCUUUCUUUAAGCCCAUGGUGAUCAGCUUUUCUAUCCCCGUUUAAGUUGUAGAAAUUUGCUUAACCUUUCCUUGUAUGAAUUUGGCAUUAGGUGUUUAAUUACUGAAAUUUCUCAGGUGUGGGCAACUUUACUAUGCUACGAAUAAACACCGUGAGUCAAUAUUGUUUUUUCCUCCCUCAUAAAGCUCCCUUGUUGCUGGAAACUGUUAAUAUUUUUCAAGAUUAUGCCAUGAGCAUAUUUGUAUAACAGACUUUUACUGAGCUUGAUACUCUAUACCAAAUACUUACGUCUUUGAAAGACUGAAUUCUUCAAUAAAGUAUAUUCCUCUUUAAUAUUGGAAUUUUCCCUUUCUUUAAUGGGAAGAUAUUCAGUAUUAAUGCAUAUCACAGGAUCAAUUUGUCAAGAAACAUCUUUCCUCACAUUUAGUCUAAAAGUAAACACACAGUGUGGGCAGAACCAGGAAACCUCACAAGGAGCGCUGGGCAUCUUAGAGACUGGGAAGUGUGGGUGAUGGGAUUGGCAGCCCUGAGCUGGCAUAUGGGCCCUCACACACCGUGGCAGAUUAUCUAUUUACAGCUGCCCUGAAGCCAUGCUGGAUAUUUCCCAGAGCUGAGCAGGUAAUUGCCUCCACAGGACGUGACCCGGUUCCUCCCUUCCCCGCUGCUCAUGCCAACGUCUCCUUUCUCACCAAGUUUUCUCUGAGCCUUGCUUCUCCCUUCCACAACUCUGGUAAUAUUCAGCCUCUUUAACAUUAAAGGCAGCGUUGAUCAGCUUUCCCUGAUCAGCCCUGGGAAGCCGAGGGAACCUGACCCUGUGGUGAUCAACGCUGUCCAUCUGCCUCUGUGCUAUCACUUCUGUUGUUUUGAUAGUAAUGCAUAAUAAUAUUUGGAGAGGGCAUGUGACCCAGCACACAGACCUGUCCCUCCUCGUCAGGCUGCUUUCUGCAGGUACACAGAAUGGCUAGAAUGGCUUGGGUUGGAAGGAAUCUUUAAGAUAUCUACUUCCACCUGUCCUGCCCUGGGCACUUCUUUCCCAUUCUGUCACCAUUUCCCCAGGUAACUCUUCCAUCCCAGAGGUCUCAGGAGGCACUGAAGAGUGACACUGCUGGAGAGCCACCUCUGCUGGCUGCUGCGGUGUCACUCGCCGUGCUGAAAGAAAAGCAGGAAGUUCUCAUUUCCUGAGGUGAAAUGCUAACUUUUGGGUCCUGAGGUCAUCAAACGCUGUAGAACCCUGGAUAAUACUGAGUGAAAGAAAUGCAUGCGAGAAAUACUACAUUGAAGUUCUUCAGACGAAUUGCAAGAAGUCAUGAAAUAUUAUUUGUUGCCAAAAUUCUACAGCACAUGGUGCAACUCACUAAUCAGACAGCAGCAAUUUGCCAUAAUUCUGCUAGGAAUUCAGGAACUGCAUCUUCUGGUCAUGGUUAGCCUACAUGAUAGACCCUCAGCAGCAUCAACACAUCUGUAUGGGCCUCAGGUCAAACAUCCUCCUAUUCAUCAAUUGCAGAGUUCCCCAUUCUGCAUAUCAACUACCUUAUCAGAAAGAUUCCUGAAUGCACAGCCAAGAAUCUCAGCUGAUGUCAGUCCUCCUGCAUGGUAUAACAGCAAAUGAAGCUUGCUUGCUCGCCUACUGAUGAUUUUGUCCUCAAGUUUUGCUCUCUGACAUCUGGCUGCUAUACCACAGUUUAACCAACUCACUCAGUAGCACUUUUUUCCAGUAGCAGUCAUUUUUUCCAUUUUCAGUUUUUAUUUAAGUGUUUUGAUCUGAGCUACACAAUGUUCCCCAUUCCUCCAUUCUUCUUAUUUUAUUGCACAUCUUUGAAGGUGAAACAAAGAGACAUAAUCUUCCUUUACCAGGGCUAUUUACUCCACCUCCCUUGGGGCUGCGUGUUCAUGAAAGCCAUCAGAAUGCAGCAGAGCAGCUGCUGGCCCAGGGGCUCCAGCUUUCCAUGAAACCAGGUCCAGCCUCACCUUGACAGUCUCCAGGGAUCAACCACAUCACUGGGCAUCCUGUUCCAGUGCCUCACCACCCUCACUGAGAAGGAUUUUUCCUUAUAUCUGACCCAAAUCUAUUCUCCUUGAACUUGAAGACAUUUCCCCUUGUUCUGUCACCACAGACCCUGCUAAAGAGUCUGCCCCCUUCUUUCCUGUAGCUCGCCUUUGGAUACUGCCAGACUGCUCUCAGGUCACCUUGCAGCCUUCUCUUCUGUGAUGAAGUCACAGAAGGAUAUUCAGGUUUUCCAGUUUUAGCCUGCAUUGGUACUUUCACUGCUCUGCUGCAAUGAAGGUGUCCCAGUCUAUGUUCCAGUGUUUUGUAGCAGAUUAUUCUUGGUCUCACCAGAGCUGUGGUGCCCCAUCCCUGGAGGUGGUGGAGGCUGUGGAUGGGCUCUGGGCAGCCUGAGCUGGGGACACAGCCUAUGGCAGAGGGUGGGACUGGAUGAUUUUUAAGGUCUUCUCCAACCCAAGAUACGUUUCUGUGAUUCUGUAAUUUCGUUUGGGAAUGCUGCAGUUCUGUUUAAGGCUGUUUCUCAAUCUGGACUUUAAAUGAAUCCAACUACAUAGUGCUCUUCCCUAAGAUGUGUUGCAGAGACACAAGUGCAGCUUGUGCAGACCUACCUGAAUUACUUCUAGGGGUGCAAACCAAACACCUCUGAGAAGCUGGGGAAGUGCCCCAACUCUCUGUCAUCCCUUUUAUCUGUGUUAUUGCUGUUCAAACCAGUUUAAUCUGCAACUCCCACACAUUGCAGCACUUGGGUUUUGUGCAGUGCCAACAGGGCAGGGCAGUGCAGUCCGAAUGCAAAGGGUUGCUGUGCUCUUCUCUUCUUCAAGCCAUGAGAUGUGCUCACUGCAUAUCUUAGAUGUAUGAUCAGUCCAUGUGAAGCAACUUUUCAACUACCAUGAUGCAACGAUCAGAGGAACAGUGUGAGAUGCAUUGACAAACUGCCACCAUAUGAAAAGUGAUAGUUUCUUGCUCUCGUUAGUCAGGUUAGUAGUUUUACCAACUAUAGAACUGGACAGCUUGAACAGGGCUGCAUGAUACCCAGCUAGGAAUUUGUUGUACGAAUCAUUCUCAAUAUUUAAAAACAUUUCCAGGGUGUCAUCAGGGUUUGCUAGAUUUGAGAUUGAUUUCUUGCAGCAGGUCAGGAAACGUGUUCACAAGAGAUGUGCCAGCAUGCAACUCCGAAGAGCACGAGCAGGGAUGGAAAAAUACAAGACUUAAUGUCACACUGUUUUUAUUUCUUUCACACAAUCAGAGCUGCCCUAAUCAUCUCAAUCUGGGCCAGGUUAAUUGGAGACUUUCAGCCAUGAGUCAGACUGGUACGUUGUCUGCAUCUUUGCUAAUUAAGAGAAUUUUCACCUUUUAUAGUCGCUUUGGUAUUCAGAGGAGCUUGCCGUGGGCUAAUUAUAAUCAUUGAGUGAUGGCUUUAGAAUUUCAUCUUUGUGAUGAUAUUCUGUCACAUUAAAUUGGAGUCCCGUAACACUUUUUAGCUUUGAGUGAUAGACAAGAAGGUCAUUUCCAUGCUGGCUGUUAUCCACUAUUCCAGUUGAGUCAAUAGCAGGCUUCUACAAUGCUUUCUGCAAAUAAAUGCACUCAGAACCACAGCAAUCUUCUACUCUUUGGCUGAGGAGAUCAGAAAUCCAGCUGAUUACUGGCACAGGAAGUCAAAAAUAUCGAGUUCAAGAUACACAGUACGACUCAUUAACUUUCAUUCCCCAGACUUUGUGCUCUCUGGGAUAACUGGGUAACAGGGUAUCAAGGGGCUGGAAGGAAUGAAGCGAGG